UAGUGACCAUAUGUAAGUUCUGAUAAGUGUGGCCGCAUACACCCUCACAUUUCGACACAUUAUUUAACAUCCAAUAAAUUAUAAGUUAAAAUUUAAAAAUGAACAGCAUUGGCGAGGACUGCAAUGAGCUGAAAAAGCAGUACGACGCUUGCUUCAACAGCUGGUUCUCGGAGAGGUUUCUUAAGGGCCACACAGACGAAUCUGCAUGCGCGCCGAUUUUCCGGGUCUAUCAGGAUUGUGUGAAGCGCGCCAUGCGGGAGCAGAAGAUAGAGUUGCGAGAAAUCGACACGGAGUACACUACGAAUUCAGAGUACGAGAAAACCGGCAGCUCCUCCGGGAAACAGCAGAGCAAGAGUUGACCAAUGACACCAGCUGAACAGCCUGGCUACGGAUUUGAUUCUGUAAGCAGCCUGGAAGGCCAAAGCCUUGGCCAUCAACGCCAACGCAAGCGCAGGGGGUCGGCCUAGUUUUCGGCGAGGUGCAAGGGGCAAGCGUACCAGAAGAAGCUCCUCCUCAAAAUCUUCAAGUCCUACAAUAGCCCAAAUACUGAUUAAAUUAUUUAGCAAAUAUUAGUUAAACAUUAGGCUCAAAAGUAUAGUCAACUACAGUUGUUAAUUUAUGCAUGAAUUAAAGUGUUGUACAUAAAAUAACUUGCCAGCACGUCGCAAUACACCUUUCA
Drosophila pseudoobscura is the source of this 679-nucleotide messenger RNA. Its product is annotated as TP53-regulated inhibitor of apoptosis 1-like. Gene Ontology annotation, cellular component: nucleus; mitochondrial intermembrane space; cytosol. Gene Ontology annotation, molecular function: phosphatidic acid transfer activity. Gene Ontology annotation, biological process: phospholipid translocation. The coding region runs from base 99 to 359 and encodes 86 amino acids. Lineage: Eukaryota; Metazoa; Arthropoda; Insecta; Diptera; Drosophilidae. The record is from RefSeq and is a predicted model, not a curated record. The transcript is spliced from 2 exons.